Molecule: messenger RNA, 2004 nt
Organism: Anopheles marshallii
Lineage: Eukaryota; Metazoa; Arthropoda; Insecta; Diptera; Culicidae
Product: protein kinase C, brain isozyme-like
Exons: 13
Coding region: 1-2004 (667 amino acids)
Biological process (GO): protein phosphorylation
Molecular function (GO): zinc ion binding; ATP binding; diacylglycerol-dependent serine/threonine kinase activity
Source: RefSeq, a predicted model, not a curated record
AUGGCGGACGACGAUAACACGCUGGAGGAGAUCCCGGAGGCGGAGAACAAGAAUGCGCUCCGGAACCGUGGACGCAAGGGUGCGCUCAAGAAGAAGAACGUCUACAAUGUCAAGGAUCAUCGGUUCAUACCGCGCUUUUUCAAGCAGCCAACGUUCUGUUCCCAUUGCAAGGACUUCAUUUGGGGCUUUGGCAAGCAAGGAUUCCAAUGUCAAGUUUGUUCCUUUGUCGUGCACAAAAGAUGUCACGAGUACGUUACCUUCAAGUGUCCGGGUGCGGAUAAGGGAGCAGAUUCCGAUGACACCCGUACCAAGCAUGAGUUUAAAGUGUGGACCUAUUCGAGUCCAACGUUUUGCGAUCACUGUGGUUCGCUGUUGUACGGUUUGAUCCACCAGGGGCUUAAGUGUACAGCAUGUGAUAUGAACGUACACAAACGGUGCGAGGAAAGCGUACCGAACCUCUGCGGAUGUGAUCAUACCGAGCGUCGAGGGCGUAUACAGCUGACGAUCACGUACUCGGCUGGCAAGCUCAACAUUGAAGUGAAACAGGGCCGUAACCUUAUUCCGAUGGAUCCCAACGGUUCCAGCGAUCCGUACGUCAAGAUCAAACUGAUCCCGGACGCGGACAAUGUGAAGAAGAAAACCAAAACCAUUCGCGCCUCGCUGAACCCGGUGUGGAACGAAACGCUUACAUUUGAUCUCAAGCCGGAAGAUAAGGAUCGUCGGCUGCUGAUCGAGGUGUGGGAUUGGGAUCGUACCUCGCGGAACGAUUUCAUGGGAUCACUUUCGUUUGGCAUCUCGGAAAUCCUCAAGAACCCGGUCGACGGAUGGUUCAAACUGCUCACGCAGGAGGAAGGCGAGUACUACAACGUACCGGUGCCGGAGGAGGGUGCCGAUCUCGUGCAGCUCAAGAGCCAAAUGAGGAAAACAUCCAUCACGAAGAAGAUUCCAAUGAUGGGUGACAAGGAUGUGCCGCAUAACAUGACGAAGAAGGACGUCAUUCGGGCGACCGACUUCAACUUCCUGAUGGUACUCGGCAAAGGUUCGUUCGGUAAGGUAAUGCUGGCCGAGCGCAAGGGUACGGAUGAGCUGUACGCGAUCAAGAUACUGAAAAAGGACAUCAUCAUCCAGGACGAUGAUGUUGAGUGCACGAUGGUGGAGAAGCGCGUGCUGGCAUUGUCGAGUAAGCCACCAUUCUUGGUGCAGUUACAUUCCUGUUUCCAAACCAUGGAUCGUUUGUACUUCGUCAUGGAAUACGUCAACGGUGGUGAUCUCAUGUUCCAGAUUCAGCAGUGCGGCAAGUUCAAGGAGCCAGUUGCUGUGUUCUACGCAUCGGAGAUUGCCAUCGGAUUGUUCUACUUGCACGCACGCGGCAUCGUGUAUCGCGAUCUGAAGCUGGAUAACGUGCUGCUGGACAUGGACGGUCACAUUAAGAUUGCGGAUUUCGGCAUGUGCAAGGAGGGCAUCAUGGGCGAUAAGACGACGAAAACGUUCUGCGGCACGCCGGACUACAUUGCGCCGGAGAUCAUUCUAUACCAACCGUACGGCAAAUCGGUUGACUGGUGGGCCUACGGAGUGCUGCUGUACGAGAUGCUCGUCGGUCAACCACCGUUCGACGGUGAGGAUGAGGAGGAACUGUUCGCGGCCAUCACGGAUCAUAACGUUUCGUACCCGAAGAGCUUGAGCAAGGAGGCCAAAGAUGUUUGCAAGGGGCUACUCACCAAGAACCCACAGAAACGCUUGGGCUGUGGUGCACGUGGUGAAGAGGACGUUCGUGCGCAUGCAUUCUUCCGUCGGAUCGAUUGGGAAAAGAUUGAAAAUCGCGAGGUGCAACCACCGUUCAAGCCAAAGAUUAAACAUCGCAAGGAUGUGUCGAACUUCGAUCGCCAGUUUACGUCCGAGAAGACGGAUCUGACACCGACCGAUAAGCUGUUCAUGAUGAAUCUGGACCAGACGGAGUUUAACGGCUUCUCGUAUCUCAACCCGGAGUUUGUGCAGUACGUCUAA